Molecule: messenger RNA, 2061 nt
Organism: Plasmodium gallinaceum
Lineage: Eukaryota; Apicomplexa; Aconoidasida; Haemosporida; Plasmodiidae
Product: conserved Plasmodium protein, unknown function
Exons: 9
Coding region: 1-2061 (686 amino acids)
Source: RefSeq, a predicted model, not a curated record
AUGGCAUGUAUAAAUCAAGGUAAACCAAUAUCUCCACGAGUUAAAUUUAAAACUAUCCAAAAGAUAAAAGAACAAGAAUAUAUUACAGAACAAGCAUAUUUAAUACCUGAAAAUGACGGAACUGCGAUAUAUUUAAGUUAUGAAUUAAAUAAAUCAUUAGAAAAUAUUUUUAAAAGAUAUUCAAUAAAUGGAUAUAUGGGUGUUAAUGAAUUCAUAAAAAUGUGCUAUGAUUAUAAUUUAUUACCUCAAAAUAAAAAUAAAGACAUACUACAUUAUAUAUUCAAAUCACCCAAAUCAUCAAAAAAUGGGUAUAUAGAAUAUAAAGAUUUUUUUCAAAUACUACAUAGGCUUAGUGGAUUUUUAUUUCGUAAAUUAAUAAUGACAGAACAAGAAAAAUUCAAUGUAUUAAUUAAGCAUUUAACUGCAUUAAAAUUUUCAAAAGAAGUCUUAAAAAGCGAAAAGUAUAAUGUAGGAAUACAAGUUUCAAUAAAAAAACAAACUGUUGGUAUCAAUGCUGUUUGUGUUAUGACGAACUCAUCUUGCAACACUAAUGUCGAUGUAAAAAAUGAAGGAACUAUGACGGAUAUAACAGAAAUAAAAAUAAAUGAAGAUAAUAAGGAAGAAAAAAAAAGUGAAGAGUUAAAUACAAACAAUAUCAAUUGUACUAUGUUAAAAUCACGAAGUUUUGAUGAAAUAGAAAUAAAAGAAAAAAUAAAUGAAAUGGAAAAAAAAUGUAUUCAAAAAGAAGAAGUUAUUAAAAAAUUAAAAGAAGAAAUAAGCAACGCAUUAAAAAUGAUUGAAGAGAAAAAUAUUGAAAUUGAGAAUAUCAACAAAAAUAACUUAAAUCUAUUAGAAAUUGAAAGAAAAAAAAUUACUGAACUAAAAAGUGAAAUAAAAAAAUUACAAGAAGAAAAAAAUGAUUUAGAGAAAAAACAAAAAGAAAUAAUAGAAGAUUUUGAAAAUAGAGAGCAACUUCAAUUAACUAAAAAGGAGGAAUCAAAAAAAAUAGACAUGGAAUAUUUAGAAUUAAAAAGGCUAUUAUUUUUGUCUGGUGAAGAAGAAUCAGUGUUAAUGAAAAUUUUUUCGUUAUAUAGUACUUAUAAUGGAGAAAUUGUAGAAUAUGUAAUGGACAAAAAACGUUGUGCUAAUUUUUUGGUAACUUAUUACUUAUUAAGAAAAAAUGGAAAGAAUGAAAAAAACAUAAACUUAAAUAUAGAAAAUGCAGAAAACUUAUUUAAUGAAAUAUUAAAUAAAAGAAAGUAUAUUGAGGGUAUUAAUUUAAGUGAAGAUGUUUUUACCUAUUUUUACUUUAAGCUUCUUCUAUGCAACAUAGGAAUGUUUAUGUAUCCCGAAUUAUCAAAAAGAGAAAGCUUUUUAGAAAUAGUUUUAAACCAUAUAUUAUUUCUUAAUAAAAAUGAAGAUAUUAUAAAUGGAAAAGAAAAGAACACUAAAAUUAAAAAAAAAAGUAAAAUAAAAACAAAAGGUUCAAAUGAGAUAGAAGUUUUUACGGGAAACAUCAUAGGAAGAUACACAAGUAGUGAUAAAAGUACCAAUUCUAAUGAUUUUAAAAAGAAAAGAGAAAAAAAGAAGCUAGAAAAUGAUGAACAAAGAUUAAUAUUACAACAAAUGAAACCUAAAAAUUGCAAUACAGACCAAUCAUUUGAAUACAUUGAAUCAAAUAAAACAAAAAAAAAAAAAAAAAAUGAUAAAAAAAAAAAUAAAGAAGGAAAAGCAAAAGAAAUUACUAAUUACUUAAAACAAAACAUUGAAUACAAAGGAACAUAUGGUUAUGAUACAAGUAGUGAAGAUUGUAUUUCUAUAAAUUCAAUCAAUUCUGAUUAUCUUCAUUACGGUUCCUGGAAAAAUAAUAUUAUUCAAACAUCAAAAAUAAAGGAUACUUUUAUGAAAAUUCCUGAAAAGGUUCUUAAUGGUUCUAAAAUUGCAAAUACAAAUAAUAUUAAUUUUCAAAAUAUAUUACCCCUAUAUGAUAUUGAAGGCAAAAUAUGGUCAUCAAAAUCAGAAAAAAAAAAAAAUUUUAUUCCAAUUUUUGGCAAUGAAUAA